Messenger RNA from Pomacea canaliculata, 3411 nucleotides. RefSeq lists its product as uncharacterized. NCBI's taxonomy places the organism in Eukaryota, Metazoa, Mollusca, Gastropoda, Architaenioglossa, Ampullariidae. The transcript has 10 exons. The annotation marks the transcript as partial. The record is from RefSeq and is a predicted model, not a curated record.
CAGCAGCAACAAGCACAACAACAGCAGAAACCAUCUGUGCCAAAACAGGAAAAAGAGCUGACACCAGAGGAAGCAAAAGCACUGACUCAGCGUUACUUGGAUGUUGCCAAGAAAAUCCAUGAGUAUGAGAAGCGUAACAUUCCUAAAACCCUUUCUUUGAAAAAAGAGCAUCUUGCCAGUCUUAUGCAAGCUACCAAGGAGUCAGAAGAGAACUACAAAAAAGCUACAGCUAAAGUGGCCCAGGAAAAAGCAGAUGUAGAUAAACUUCAAACUCCAUCUGUACGUGCAUUCUUCAAGGACCAAGAGUCUUUUGAUGAGAAGAUGUCCAAGGAGCAGGAAGAAUACCUGGAAGCUGUCAGUGAACAAGAGGUGGCCAAAAAGCAAUUGGACAUGGUAACAGCACAAAAAAAGCCUUUGGAAGAAGAGGUGGCUACACUAAGCAAAGAGAUGGAGGCACUCAUGAAAAUGCAUGAUGACCUGGACAUUAUUUUAGAACUUUUCAAUGGUCGAUAUGGCAGUGAGCUAGAGAACAAGCUUGAGACAGAGUGCGAAGUGCUUCUUGACAAGAAUGAAAGGAUUAUGGCUGCCAAAUACAAGUGGACCUAUGCACAGAUCCUUCUUCAGCAUGCUGUCCGACAGCUAUGGUUUGCCUGCUGCCGAUGGAUAGAACUGAGCAGAGUUCCACCACAACAUCUCCAGCAGAAGUACUACAUGGCCACUGAGGUCAGAAACAAUCUCAUUGCAGCAUCCUCCAACAUUGUGAAUGCCAAGCGCUACUUAAACAACAUCAGAUUCCCAUACUGUGAGCCAGGGGAAAUCGCAACAUUACAACGAGCGUGCAACAAUGUCUAUGUUGACAUGAGGACACCUGACCGACAUCAGCAUGCAUUCCAGUGUUACGAUGUCACAUUUAAGCGUGCUGCAGCUUUGCUUCAGUGGUUUGACAGUGUUAUAAAAAAUCAUAUUGAUAAAGAUCUAGUCACAGUAAAGACAGAACUGCAGCUCAAAGAAAAGGCCCUGCGCUCUGAACGGAUACGAUUGAUGAAAGAGAAAAUUGGUCCUGAGGCAGCAAGUCUUGUGAUUCAUGAGCAUGAUUUUGAUGCCAGUGAUGUAAAGCUAGAUCCUGAAAAGGUUGCUGUGAGCAAGCCAGACAAACCUGAAGGUUCUGGAGAAGCACCUGAGUUUGAUGACAAGGGACCACCUGCUUCCACUCCACUGCCUGCCAAUGAGUUGGCUCCCCCUCCUUCUGCAGAAGAACUCUUUGGUAAGAUACAGCAGCUAAAAGAACAGCACAAGAAGGAAAUGGAAGAGUUUGAUGAAGUCCAGGAAACCAACAAAACCCGCAUGGAGCAAGGCCUGCAAGAAAAAAUAAGAGCUCGCAAAAACCGUCGCAUGGCUGCCAUGAUAGAGCAAUAAAAUAAUCAGAACAAUAGAAUAUUUGAUAUUCUUUGAGGAUUCAAUCUGUAAGCUGCAGUAACUCGCCUAAAGGACUAUGCAAGUGAAAGUUAUUAUUAUUAUUGCCUUUUUAUAAAAAUUUGCCCAGGUUGUAUAGAGUUAUUGAUGAUAAUUCCGUCAGCAAACUACUGUUUAUGGUCUGUUAUUGUAGGAACACUCAUGACUAUCAAAACAUGACACAUUUUUUUAAUUGAUGUGUUUUGUUAAUUGUAUGAAUGAUAUUCUUAUGCUUGAAAGAGUGGUGUGAAAAUAUUACUUUGCUAAAAAUUAGUCCAUAAGAUUAUUAUAAACCACCAGUCUUUUUACAUGACAAAGAUCUUAGGUUCAUGAAGUUCAUGGCCUUAUCCAGUUUUAGCAAUAUAUGUGCCUUUAUAUCUGUAGUGUUUUUCUGAAUACAGAGGUUGAAUAACAACUUUUAAAGAUUCUGUUCACCAAGAUACCUCCUGAUCUUAACAAGGUGAUGUAAUGAGAUAAACAAACUUGUAGCAGCAUGGCUUGUAGAAAUACUUUUUGAUUAUUUUCAAAUUGUAUAACUCUUUCGUUCUGUGUAUAUAAUGUAAAUCUGUAUGGGAUAACAUGCAUAAUAUUUAUGUAUCUGCAUUAGUCUCUGAGCUUUAGAGAAGUCCUGUAUAAUAAUUAUACCCAGUCUGUUAAAGAGAUCUUUUUUUCUUUGUAAUAUGAAACUGCAAGAUCACUUUUGAGUCUGAAUCAUUGGCUAUGCCAGAUAAAAUUUCUAAUCCCUCAGGAUGACAUGGCAUAGAUUACCAUGUGCAAAAUUAUUUUCAGUUUCAUUAUGAUUUCCAGAAUCUGAAAACUGUUCUGCUCAUCAGAUAGAAGAGAGUAGUUCUCAUAUUGUGUGUCAAGAUCUCCUUUCCGGUGAUGUCAAUGGCUGUAUACAGCUAUAGCCUUCAGUAACAUCAGUAGUUGGAAUUUAGCCCAAUCAGUGUGCUUAUUCUUAAAAAUACUUUAGAACAAGUUAAUGACAACGAUAUGAUCUGCUCACAAGGAACUUAAAUUUCCAGACCUACUUGGAUUAGCCAUUAAGAUAAACUUUUUUGUACAUUUGUGAAAAGUCAAAUUUACACAUUUUUCAUGACCAAAUGCUGAAAAUAUUAUCCAAAGCUUAUUUCUUGAAAAUGUUCCUAAUUAUGACAUUACACAAUUUAGUGUGGUUCAUACUCUGGAAUAUAGAAAGUAAUCAUAUGAAGCAGUUUUUUUUUACAUGUUUGUACUAUUAUUCUACGUUUUUAUGAUAUAUUUAAAACUUUUAAGAAGUGAGACUACAAAUGUAAUUGUUUACACAGUAUUAGCAAAACUGGGUUCUCAUUAACUGUGCUUUGGAAGAAAUCUUUUUUUGUUUGUUUGUUUUUGCAACAUAUUUUGUAUUUAGCCUGUCUCUCAGAUCCCUUGCUAUCCCUGUUGAGAUGUACCUACCUACAGAUCUUCAUAUUAAUUUCAUUCAUCCAGGCAAGCACAACACACAAGUUACUGGCACUUUUACUUCUCACAGGUGAUCAUCAGUGUUAUAUACAAGCAAAAAUAUGGACAAUGUAUAGAUGCACAACUAGUUAAAAGUACUCGAUAUGAGAAAUAAACAUGUACAUGUAUCAUGUACUUUAAUAUUACACAAACAUACCAAGUUGUAUCCACACUGCAGGUAAAAAAAAAUAAAUUAAAAAUUAAAAUUCUGGUGAAACCAUGAAUAUUUUGCUUUUAGUGAACUGUAAAAAUUCAACUUUUUUUCUAAAUACAAUCCAGGUUGGCAUUUGUUUCCCUACUUGUCAGCACUGUUACAUGAUAUUUCUGACUUCUAAUGUGGACACAGUGCAAUGCAAAUAGUGGAAAGGAAAAUAGUUUUUAAAAAGGCAGCUAAAUUGGUGAACAGUUUAGAGAUACUGCACUGUAUAUAAAACCAAUUUUUGGACUUACAGCGACUUUGGUAUAUAUAAAUUUUUU